AUGUCGGACUUUGCAUUCAACAACUAUUGCAUCCACUGUGACAAAUUGUGUCCUUCCAACUCGGCCUACUGCUCGGACGAGUGCAAGAUUAUAGAAUAUCAAACAUCCUUGGGGUCACUCGAGUCUAGAAACUCGACGUCUUCCUCGUCAUCUUUGUCGGCAGCGGCAUCAGCAUCUCAUUCACAUCACAACGCAUCCAACACGUCCACCCUGAGUCUAUCGAAACCACUACAGUCGACCUCGGACUUGUCGCUAGAUACAAGCUCGGAAUUGGUGUCGCCCUUGUUGACGCCCGCCCUAUAUUUGCAACAGCAGCAGCAGUUGUUGCAGCAGCAGCGACGUUGCCACAGCCACAUGGACGCGUCGCCUUUUCUGUUGCAGCAAGCUGAAGUUGAAACGACUGACGACUAUUACGACUUAAACUAUUUUGACUUGAACUACUCGGUUCGCUCAAACACCAACUACACUAAGGAAACUCCCUCAACUAGCAGCAACAGCAAACAGCGCGAUUUGCUCAACUCAACCUCGCAUAAUUAUAGAAAAUGGUUAACUACCGCCUUGUAA
This is a messenger RNA of Lodderomyces beijingensis, 564 nucleotides long. The record is from the annotation of a GenBank genome assembly. Lineage: Eukaryota; Fungi; Ascomycota; Pichiomycetes; Serinales; Debaryomycetaceae.